Anguilla anguilla (European eel) is the source of this 4721-nucleotide messenger RNA. RefSeq names its product potassium voltage-gated channel, subfamily H (eag-related), member 3 (gene kcnh3). Gene Ontology annotation, molecular function: voltage-gated potassium channel activity. Gene Ontology annotation, biological process: regulation of membrane potential; potassium ion transmembrane transport. The record is from RefSeq and is a predicted model, not a curated record. Lineage: Eukaryota; Metazoa; Chordata; Actinopteri; Anguilliformes; Anguillidae. The transcript is spliced from 16 exons. Bases 314 to 3958 code for a protein of 1214 amino acids. Gene Ontology annotation, cellular component: membrane.
AUGUUAAUAGAAUUUAAAGAAGGCUUCACUCCGCAGAUGGCGUGGCAGAAAAGAUGAAGCGAAGAAAUUGUCCGUGUCACGUAAGACCAGGAGAAACGCCCUCAAAACCCCGGAUCUCGUUCUUGGAGACAAAACGUGAUAUGGUCACAGCCCCGGUCUCAAAGUGGAGCCACGCGUGUCUCGGAUCGGCGCGCUCCUGCAGGGGCUAGGAUGCGCGCCGGGCACCUCCAGAUUUUUGCCCGGUUUCGGGUCUGACACCGAAUCGACUGCUUCGGGGCGCCGAGCCCGGAGAGCCCCCUCCACGCGGAGCAGGAUGCCCGUGAUGAGAGGUUUGCUGGCCCCGCAGAACACGUUCCUGGACACCAUAGCCACUCGAUUCGAUGGCACCCACAGUAACUUUGUGCUGGGGAACGCCCAGGUGCAGUCGCUCUACCCGAUCGUGUACUGCUCGGACGGCUUCUGCGAGCUGACGGGCUACGCCCGGGCCGAGCUCAUGCAGAAGAGCUGCGCGUGUCACUUCCUGUACGGCCCGGAGACCAGCGACCGGCACACGGCCCAGAUCCAGGGGGCGCUGGACGAGCGCAAGGAGUUUAAGACCGAGCUGGUCUUCUACAAGAAGGGAGGUACCCAGUUCUGGUGUCUGCUGGACAUUGUUCCCAUCAAGAAUGAAAAGGGGGAGGUGGUGCUCUUCCUGGUGUCCCACAAGGACAUCACCGACAACAAGAAGGACCAGGACGCCAACCAGGUGCCGGAGACAGAUGAGGAGACCGGGCUGGAGGUGCACCGGGUCACCCGCCCCCCCGGCUUCAACGCCAACCGCCGCCGCAGCCGGGCCGUCCUGUACCACCUGUCGGGACACCUGCAGAAGCAGGACAAGAGCAAGCUCAAGAUCAACAACAACAUGUUCGGGGAGAAGCCGCCCAUCCCGGAGUACAAAGUGGCGGCCAUCCAGAAGUCGCGCUUCAUCCUGCUGCACUACGGCACCUUCAAGGCCGGCUGGGAUUGGCUGAUCCUGCUGGCCACCUUCUACGUGGCGGUGACCGUGCCGUACAACGUCUGCUUCACCGUGGGCGGGAGCCGGGACGAGGGCAGCACCGCCCCCCGCAGCCCCCCCAGCGUCAGCGACAUCCUGGUGGAGAUCCUCUUCAUGCUGGACAUCGUGCUGAACUUCCGCACGAGCUACGUGAGCACGUCGGGCCAGGUGGUGUACGACGCCCGCUCCAUCUGCGUCCACUACGCCACCACCUGGCUGUUCGUGGACCUGAUCGCCGCGCUGCCCUUUGACCUCCUGUACGCCUUCAACGUCAGCGUGUACUUUGGCGUGCACCUGCUGAAGACGGUGCGCUUGCUGCGGCUGCUGCGGCUGCUGCAGAAGCUGGAGCGGUACUCGCAGUACAGCGCGGUGGUGCUCACGCUGCUCAUGUCCAUGUUCGCGCUGCUGGCGCACUGGAUGGCCUGCGUCUGGUACUUCAUCGGCCGCCGCGAGAUCGAGAGCAACGGCGCGGGAACCUGGGACAUCGGUUGGCUGCACGAACUUGGCAAACGGCUGGGCACCCCCUACUUCCUGCCCCCUCUGACCUCGCUGCUCGGGGUCUCCGAUUCGCUGAGCCCCGUGGCCAUGGACGGGACGGCGGCCAACGGCAGCCAGUGGAACUCCUCGGGAGCCGAGCUGCAGGGGCGGGACUCCUGGAACGCCAGCCAGUGGAACGGGACGGGGGCGGGGCUGGGGGGCGCGGGCGGGGGCGGGGGCACGGCGGUCUCGGGGGCGGGGCAGUGGAACGGCUCGGGGGCGGAGCUCGGGGGCGGACCCUCGGUGCGGAGCUCCUACGUGACGUCGCUCUACUUCGCGCUCAGCAGCCUGACCAGCGUGGGCUUCGGCAACGUCUCCGCCAACACCGACUCCGAGAAGAUCUUCUCCAUCUGCACCAUGCUCAUCGGAGCCCUGAUGCACGCCGUGGUGUUUGGGAACGUGACGGCCAUCAUCCAGCGCAUGUACUCCCGCCGCUCACUGUACCACACCCGCACCAAGGACCUGAAGGACUUCAUCCGCGUGCACCGGCUGCCCAAGACCCUGGAGCAGCGCGUGAUGGAGUGCUUCCAGACCACCUGGUCCGUCAACAACGGCAUCGACGUCAGCGAGCUGCUGAAGGACUUCCCGGACGAGCUGCGGGCGGACAUCGCCAUGCACCUGAACAAGGAGCUGCUGCAGCUGCCGCUGUUCGAGUCGGCCAGCAGGGGGUGCCUGCGCUCCCUGUCGCUCAUCAUCAAGACGUCGUUCUGCGCGCCCGGGGAGUUCCUCAUCCGCCAGGGGGACGCGCUGCAGGCCAUCUACUUCGUCUGCUCCGGCUCCAUGGAGGUGCUGAAGGACAACACCGUGCUGGCCAUCCUGGGUAAGGGAGACCUGAUCGGCUCGGACUCCCUGACCAAGGAGCAGGUGAUAAAGACCAAUGCCAACGUGAAGGCGCUGACCUACUGCGACCUCCAGUACAUCAGCCUGAAGGGCCUGCGGGAGGUCCUGCGCCUGUACCCCGAGUACGCCCAAAAGUUCGUCAGCGAGAUCCAGCACGACCUCACCUACAACCUGCGGGAGGGCCACGGAGCGGACACGGACUGGGAGAGCAACGGCGGCCUGGUGAAGAAGCUGCCGUCCAUUAAAGAGGACGAGGAGGGCGACGAAGAGGAGCGCUCCACCCUGUCCCGGGCCCCCCGGUCCCCUAUGAGGCUGACACGGGGCCUGAACUCGCCCCUGCGCUCCCCCCUGAUGCCCCCCCGCCCCUUCCGCUCCCCCACUGAGCCGCUCCGCCCCGCCACCCUGCAGAUCCCCCUCGUCAGCUUCAGCGGCGCCCCCCCGGAGCUCAGCCCCAGAUUUGUUGAUGGGAUUGAGACGGAGAGCCAUGUGCACUCAGCACAGAAGUUUGAGUUCAACACCGGGCUGACCCAGAGCACCCCCCCAUCACCCGCCAGAGGGAACCUUGACCAAUCAGAGACCAGGCAGAGCAUCACCAGGCUGAGUCAGGAGAUGAGCAGUCUGUCCCAGCAGGUGUCCCAGCUCAGCAGGGAGCUGCAGGAAAUGACACGCCUCCUCAGGCCCCUCCUCCUCGGCAACCAGCCAAUCCUCUCAACCGUGACGCCCACGCUGACUCCGCCCCCCAGCAGCGCCAGCGAGCCGUGCAUCAGCGGCCCCCCGGCGGCCCCCCAGCCCCCGCCCGCGCCCCCCUCCUCCCCGCUGCCACCGUCCUGCUCGCUGUUGGACAGUGCAGACACGGGGGGCGGGGGUCUGCUCAGCUGCCUGGUCCCCUCCCCCCCGCCCCACGUCGCCCUGCUACCGCCAAACCCGCCCCCGCCCCGCUCGGGCCGGUCCACGCCCUCCCCGAGCGAGGCGGUCACCCCCGGGGGGACGUCGCCCCCCUCGGCCCCGAAAAACGGACUGCCCCGCCCUCCCCAGGACGAGCGGGACACCCUCGCCUCCAGAACCCCCUCCCACUCCCUCUCCUUCUCCCUCUCCCUCUCCUCCGCCUCGUCCUCCUCCUCCCUCUCCCCCUGCCAGGGCCCCCACCUCUCCCGACUGGGCAGACACAGCAGGGGGCUCCUGCCCCCGCCCCCUUCUCAGGACACGCCCCCUCCUCCACCUCUGCUGUCCCACUGCUCCGCCCCCCCGUCGCUCAGCAGUUCCCCCGGAGACCACAGGCUGGGGGUCAGCCUGUCCUGCUCCUCGCCCCCGCCCCCCAUCCCGCCCCCUCCCUUGGCUCCGCCCCAUGGGCCGCCACCGUCCCCCCGCUCCCCCUCGUCCCCCCGCUCCCCCGGCUCUCUGGACUCCCUGAAGGACACGACGGCCAGCUUUGGCCCCCCCACCUGGCCCCCCAGCCCCGACGCCCCCCACCUGGAGCUGGAGAUGGACGAGUGGGGCGAGCGGUCGGAGCACAUCAGCUUCAUCGAUGAGGAAGACCCCCCGCUGUGAGGGGGGCGGAGACGAGCUGCGCAGACGCCGCCGCCGCGGGGGUGGGAGGAGGAAGAGGAGGAGGAGGAAGAGGAGUCCACUGAACGAGAGAGGAAACGUGACCUUGCCCCCCCCCCCCAUGGCCAUCGCUCCUGAGUGCUGGGAGGGGCGUCGUCGUUUUACCUGCACCGCCAGUCACCGUCCCCGCAUAACAGAGGCUGGUGGCUCCGCCCACCCCUGUGACAUCACCAGGGGAGACCCUUCACAGACUCUUCACCCUGGCCACCUCCAUCUCCUGAUCCCACCUGCCACCUGGGCUCGGUCACCUGCGCAGGGAGAACACCUGAGCACAGGAGUUUACAACACAGCGAGCCGCCUGUGGGCUGGCCUACUCCCUACUCUCUCAGCGUGUGAGGGGGAAAACUGGAGAGCUAAACAAGCUAACGAUGUAUUCAUAGGACCUCUUUUAAGUAUAUUAAGCAUCAUCCAGUGACAUCAUUUCAGAGGGAUGCAGCUGGCGGGGGACUGGAACAUUCCGUGCGGACUAGCAUUCAGCUGCGCUCAGCCAAUCGGACGACCGAGAAAGCCUGACCAACCCGUUGGCUGAAGGCCGACUCCCAUCUGUUCUGAGUUUGACAUAUCAUGUUUUAACCCAAAGAAGUUCCUUAUUUGCUUGCUGUAGUGGCCAUCUCCACUAUUUAGUGAAUGCUUUUUCUAGUUGGGGGGCCCAUAGAUAGACCACCAGCCACCCUGUAAUGCUAAGAAACCCCCCCCCCCCGCCCCC